CUUAACUGGAGGAAUCUAUCGUUCUCUGCAAAAAAGCCAAACAAUUCUUAUCUGUGGAUAGUUCUACUAUUCUAUGAAAUGGGCUACGCAGAUAAACUCCGAGGGAAGAAGAUUGUCGUGAUUGGUGGCACUUCUGGCAAAACUUACAGGAUAGGAUACGGAGCCGCGGCGGCACUUUUGGAUGUUGGUGCAUCCGUCACUGUCAUCUCUUCUUCACCGGCCCGAGUGCAGGAGGCUCUUCGGCGCUUUGAUAAUGCCAGGGCCAAUGGGCUCGUAGUCGAUGUCCACGACGAAGAUGCUGUGGUGACCGCGCUUCAGUCGCUGGCUCCCAUCGACCAUGUGGUUUUCUCGGCGGUGGACAACAUCAUCCGAGGCAAGCUUGAAGACCUCGAACUGGAUGACGCGAAACAGCUCUUUGGUGUCAAAUUCUGGGGUGCGGUCAUAGUGGGCAAAGCACUGGCAAAGUACAACCUUGUACGGCAAGGUGGUUCUUUGACCCUGACCUCGGGAACGGCAGGUAUCAAACCGGGAAAGGGCGCUGCGGUCGGUGGCGCGUUAAAUGGAGGUGUACUCUCGCUCACCAAGGGGUUGGCAUCGGAAUUGGUAGACAAGAAGAUCAGGGUCAACACUGUGGUUCCUGGGCUGGUGCAAACUCCGCUCUGGGACAAGCAAGGCAAGACCAAAGAGGAACAGAAAGAAAUUUUCGACAAAGGAAGUGGAAGUCUGCCCGUUGGGUUUGUGGCCACACCCGAGCACAUUGCUGAAGCGUAUCUUUAUGCUGUUCGCGCCGACUACGCUAAUGGGACACUAAUUGAGAUAGACGGAGGAUAUCUUUUGUAGGAAGCCGAUUCCAAUCAAUGACCAUGAUACAGGAGUGAAACUCCCCUUGCUGUGAGAUGUUUUUGGGGGACGCGGGAGAAUUGAACACGUGCUAUCAGCUCUUUGCGAAGCCAGCUCCAAGUUCACGUUCAAGUGCACAACGCAAAGAAAUCG
Molecule: messenger RNA, 993 nt
Organism: Exophiala mesophila
Lineage: Eukaryota; Fungi; Ascomycota; Eurotiomycetes; Chaetothyriales; Herpotrichiellaceae
Exons: 4
Coding region: 79-840 (253 amino acids)
Molecular function (GO): oxidoreductase activity
Source: RefSeq, a predicted model, not a curated record